This is a messenger RNA of Seriola dumerili (greater amberjack), 1655 nucleotides long. It is a transcript of the gene gja4, whose product is annotated as gap junction alpha-6 protein-like. Bases 143 to 1288 code for a protein of 381 amino acids. Gene Ontology annotation, cellular component: connexin complex. Gene Ontology annotation, biological process: cell communication. Lineage: Eukaryota; Metazoa; Chordata; Actinopteri; Carangiformes; Carangidae. The record is from RefSeq and is a predicted model, not a curated record. The transcript is spliced from 2 exons.
CAAGUCGACUGGAGUUGUGUGGACAACGUCUGUAAGGAAACAGUAGGAGACAUUAGGGUGACAGUAAAAGCACACUCGGUGCUGAGCCCGGUAAAACAGGCAGGAGACAAACACCGCUUCACGAGAGAGAAAGAAGCAGAGGAUGUCCAGAGCUGACUGGACCUUCCUGGAGCACCUGUUGGAGGAGGGCCAGGAAUAUUCGACAGGCAUCGGCCGCAUCUGGCUUACUGUACUCUUUCUGUUUCGCAUGCUGGUCCUGGGAACUGCGGCCGAAUCUGCCUGGGAUGACGAGCAAGCUGGCUUCAUCUGCAACACGAAACAACCUGGCUGCGCUGCCGUCUGCUAUGACAAAGCCUUCCCCAUUUCCCACUUUCGCUACUUUGUCCUCCAAGUCAUCAUCGUCUCCACGCCGACAAUCUUUUAUUUUGGAUAUGUGGCUAUAAGGGCUAGAAAAGGCAAGGAGAAAGAGAAGGAAAAUUAUAAGGAAGGAGGUGGUGGGAGUGAGCGAGGAGAAGUUGUUGUAAAAAGGGAUGAUGAGAAUGCGACUAAAGACAAUGCAGAGGAGACGGAGAAACAAGAGAAUGUUGGGAAAUGUAGAAAAGUUGUCAAGCCGCCCCCUGAGCUGCCUAAACUGAAAGGCAGGCUGCUGUGUGCAUAUGCAUUCAGCAUCCUGUUUAAAGUCCUCCUGGAAGCUGGCUUCAUAAUAGGGCUGUGGCUCCUCUACGACGGCUUCUUCAUUGAGGCAAAGUUCGAGUGCGUAGCGUACCCUUGCCCUCACACGGUGGACUGCUUUGUCUCUCGACCCACGGAGAAGACCAUCUUCACCAUCUACACUCAGGUGAUUGCUGCCAUCUCCCUGCUCCUCAACCUCAUCGAGCUCCUCCACCUCCUCCAGCUCGCCAUCUCCCACAACCUGGAGAAGCGCUACCGUGCCCAGGAGCAAGACUGCCGACCUUGGUCUGUGCAGGUACCGGCCGGACAGCAGACUCCAGAACUUCCAGCGGAGGUGUCGCAGUCUUACCAAACAGGGAGCCAUGUUAACCUCCCCAUGCAGGGUGAGGCUGCAUGCUACCCCAACCCCUGUGAGAGCUACAGGGAUCUGGCAAUAGAGUCAAACUGGGGACCUGAGGAAGCUGCAAAUGACCUGCUUCCUAGUUAUAUGAACUGCAUGGGGGCUAUGAGGACAACACAUUCCCCUAGAAACCAUCAUAUAAAAAAAGCACAGCACACUGUUAAAAACAGUAAAGGUGCCCAUAAGGGACACUUGAAGAAGAAGCACUAUGUUUGAUGCAGUCAAGUUGGGUGAUAAUGUUGUUUAUGACUAUGAAAGCUUUCUUUGGUUUCUGACUCUUCCAUUGUAUAAAUACUUUUGUGCACAUGACACUUGGGUCUCAGGAGCGCACGUUGAGCUCAGAUGAGGGAAGAUCUAGAACAACUAUUGCACUGUGAACUCGAUGCCUCAAAGGCAGGUAGACAUUCAAGCCGAGAUUUACCAGAUAAAUGGACCUAUUCAAAACGAAACAUUUUGAGAACACUUCCGCAGGCAAAGAAAAUGAGACUCCACUGUGAGAGAAGAUUACAGUCAUAAGAUGCCUUCUUGUUACAUUUAAUGGCUUAUAGUGCUUAAUGUGACAGUGUAAAAGAAAAAAAACACU